AUGAGUAAGCCAAGACCGCGUUCAUUUACUGCAAUUCCAUCCGAAGAAUAUUCAAAUGAAGGCUCUACGAUCGCGUCAGCAAAAGGAUUACUGAUUGAACAACAAGUUAGUAAGGAUAUACUUGCUGGCAAAACUAUUGGGGUUUGGGACGAAUUUAAUUAUAUUUGA
Messenger RNA from Dentiscutata erythropus, 168 nucleotides. Lineage: Eukaryota; Fungi; Glomeromycota; Glomeromycetes; Diversisporales; Gigasporaceae. The record is from the annotation of a GenBank genome assembly.